Molecule: messenger RNA, 8782 nt
Organism: Pelobates cultripes (western spadefoot toad)
Lineage: Eukaryota; Metazoa; Chordata; Amphibia; Anura; Pelobatidae
Source: the annotation of a GenBank genome assembly
AUGAGUGAACCCACGGAGCGCCUAGUCCUGGACAUCACAAAGAAAGGCAGCCUGGACAUUGCACUGGGAGCGAUUUCAUUGGAGUUUGAACCCACCAUAGUGAGUCUUUACAUCAAUAUUUAUUGCAAAUAAAGAAACCACAGCCACAACAUGAUGGCAAAUGUAUAGAAUCCAGAAUAUAAAACACAAUUGUGAUUAACAAACCGUAAUACACUGCUAUAAAGCAAAUAUACAGCUUAAAGGAUCACUAUAGUGUCAGGAAAACAAACCCGUUGGCACUGAAGAGGUUAAAACCCCUUCAGCAGCUUACCUUAAUCCAGCGCCGGGCUCCCUCAGCGCUGGUGACCUCUCCUCCCCGUCCGUCGUCAGCUCCCGACUGGAGCAGAAUGCGCAUUCACGGCCAGAGCCGUGCGCAUUCACACAGUCCAUAGGAAAGCAUCUCUCAAUGCCUGCCUAUGGACGUUCUGCACGCUGGAUGCGAAUUUCGCAUCCAGCGUUGCAGAAACGCCGCUAGUCACCAGUCCCUGCGGGAGGGGGUGCAGUCACCUGUCCCUGCGGGAGGGGGUGCAGUCACCUGUCCCUGCGGGAGGGGGUGCAGUCACCUGUCCCUGCAGAAGGCGGUGCAGUCACCUGUUCCUGUGGUAGGUGGUGCUGCUGUUUGCUCCUGUGGGUGAUCAGACAUCCAUACUUUCCAUACCAUAUUGUAAGAUAAUCUUUUAGAAAAGGUAAUGCACUGUUAUCAGUCUGCACACAUAGAGAAACUAUUUAAAAAACAAGGUUCAGAUAGUGACAAAGUGUGCUCCAGUUACAGUGUAGUUUAUGUCCAAGGGUCCAUAUCACCACCCAGUGGCCAUUUCAUGGAAUGCUCUGUAAAUAUACCCCCAGGUGGCAUGAAGCUCCUGAUAUCUUUAGAUUUAUUAACCCCAGAUGUGGUAGGUCACAGGUAAGUGAGUUUUUAUUGUUAUUUGUUCUCCGGUACGGUGAGGGCAUGUAGCUUGGUUGGAUACUUUGAGUGAUACGAUGGCGGCCGCAAUUUAUGCAUUUAGACACAUUGAGUUCUGUUAACUUGUUUAGCUUCCACCUUGAUGGUUUAGCAAAUUAAAUCUAAUUCAAAUAAUGUAAUGCAUAAUUUGAGCUCGCCGUUACAUUCACACUUUAUAAAUGCAUUUUUUCCCUUUCCUUGUACAGCCAACAAAGUUCAUGGUUGGGACAGAGCAGGGAAUGGUCAUUUCAUGCAAUCGAAAGGCCAAGACGCCAGCCGAAAAGAUUGUGUGCACGUACAGCGGUCAUCACGGUCCUAUAUACUCUGUGCAGAGAAAUCCCUUCUUCCCAAAAAACUUCCUAACUGUUGGAGAUUGGACAGCUCGAAUCUGGUCUGAAGACUCUAGAGAAUCCUCGAUUAUGUGGACAAAGUAAGAGACGCUUCAUGUGAUGUAGAAAUGAAAAUGAGCUUACGCUUUAAUGGCAUUUGUAGUCAUACCAAAAAUCUGUUUUUUCAAUGUGCAUCAAGAUAUGGAUAGUGAGCUGGUAACGGUUUUACUUUGUAAAAUAACUAUUGUAAUUAAACCAAGACUUGGCCUAGCAGGCAAAUUACGUGUUGCUAAUGGUGGACAUGCCUGUGUGUACACGUUCUGCACGUAAACAUUGUAGUGUAGGUUGAUUCCAUUUGAUGUCGUAUAAUCCCCCCGCCCCCCUUACUACAGAUCAAUCUCUUUUCACCCACAGGUAUCACAUGAGUUAUUUGACAGAUGGAGCCUGGAGCCCAACACGCCCGACCGUCUUCCUGACGACAAAAAUGGAUGGCACCCUGGAUGUAUGGGACUACCUGUUUAAACAGAACAACCCUUCUCUUAGUCUGAAGGUCAGUGAGGGUCACCUACGCACCAAAUCUUCUAAAUCCCAUCAGAACAGAUGCAAUGUGCCUAUAUACCAGUCGCGAAAAAGGGGCGUGGUGGUGUUUGGUAGAGAAUGAAACUGAAUAUGUGCAAACGUGGUUUGUGGGAUUGAGCCACGGGUCAUGCCUAAAAGAUAUCUUCUGGAAACUAGUAUAUGAUUUAACCUUCUGGAACUAGAAAUGAUUUAACCUUCUGGAACUAAUAUAUGAUUUAACCUUCUGGAACUGGCCUAUGAUUUAACCUUCUGGAACUAGUAUAUGAUUUAACCUCUGGAACUAGUAUAUGAUUUAACCUCUGGAACUAGUAUAUGAUUUAACCUUCUGGAACUACCAUGUGAUUUAACCUUCUGGAACUAGCAUAUGAUUUGCUGGCGAUUUUAUUCACUCUUAUUGCUAAUGACAGGCCUACUUUAAAUAGUAAUUAUGAGAGUAAAAAGUCACCAGUUCUGAACCAACAUGCCAGACUAUGCAGACAGCGUAAAUAACUUUAUUAAUAACUUGAUUUCAUAUUUUCCGAUAAGCUUUUCAAAUUAUUUAAUAUUUUUGUGUGAAUUUAAAAAACAAAUUCAACUUAUUCAAAUCUAAAAAUCGAAAAUGUUAAAAUGUUAUUCAAAUUAUUAAAAGUUUAUACAAAAAUAUUAAAUAAUUUGAAAAGAUUAUUCAAAAACAUUACAUUGAGGCCAAAUAUUUCCACAUGCCCUGCACCCAACUAGCUAUCACUUCAUCCCCCCAAAGAUAGACCACAUGCUGUAAGUGUGAACUACAAUAUGAUGCUGUGGCAAGAUGUUACAGUGUAAAAAGUCAAGCAUUGCCCAAAACAUUGUAAGAACCUUAAUGUAAGAUUAAUAUAAUGAUCUUUAUGUAAUACACUAGUACGUGUACCUAUGGCAUAUGUUGCCCUAACCGGCUGCAUCCUAUAUUAACAUUUAGUAUCUUACUGGUACUUUGUACCCUGUACUUGUCAUUCACACAGACUGAGAGUAGGACAAGGAGUUCCAAAUUGCUCUACGCAGUGGUGUUAUUUGAAUUAAAGAUUUAUUCCACGUCGUUUUACAAAAUGACUGUAUAUAUAUUCUCCAAUUUGCAGGUGUGUGAUGAGCCUUUAUACAGCCUCCGAAUUCAAGAUAAUGGACGCUUUGUUGCCUGUGGUUCAAAGAAUGGUCUGACCACUCUUCUAGAACUCUCACCAGGGCUUUACACAAUGCAGAGGAACGAGAAAAAUAUUGCCACUGCGGUAAGUCUCUAUCCUAAUGUGUGAAUAUCUUAAUAAGGUACAGGGUGUAAUGAGACAUAACCUGCUGAGUAAAUCUAUACCCCCAUUACCCUCUCUGAAACUGUACAAAUUGCUGUGCUCAGUAUAAUUUGUGGUACGGGAAAGGAUACGUGCCUAGCAACUCUUGUUUCUUUUUUGUGAAAAUGUUUGGAUUUUCCUAUUCCUGUCUCAAUAAGUGAUCAAAUAUAUUAUACCCACAUAAUAAGCCCUAGCACCGCUGCCGUACAGAAUUUAGAAUACUACAUAUCACGAGCUAUCGAGUCCAUUUGGGAUUAACCUUUGCAUGGUCAGUGAUCCAGCUCGUCCUAGAGAGAUCUUGGACCAAUGAAGACUAACACCCGCUAGAAUCUGCAGCCUGUAACAUUUUAGCUUCCAUCCCGGCAUGUGGGACGUCUCUUGGAAGAUUUGUGGUAACCGAACCCCUAGAUCAGGCGUACACAGUCCAUGAUAAGUGUGAGCUUGGUAUGCUGAUACAGGCAGCAUGGCCCACUGCUGGACUUCCUGUCCAUGUGGAUUGGGGACAAUUAUAUCAAAAUCCAGACAUUUGCCAUCUGUGUAUUCUAGUGUCACCUUGGAGCCUACGAUCCAAUAAAAUAUACGUGAGCAUCGCAGUCAUUUUAUUCUUCUUUUUUUUUCUCUUAACAUUAUGUUCAUUGUACGACUUCAGAUUUCACCUUAAUUUGGCGAUACCUUUUUGUUACGUGAUUUUUUUUGCGACCUCAAUGGUUUUUUUCCCCACUUCAUGAAGAGAAUAUAAUUUGUGCUCUCCAAGUAUAUUUUCAGAUGCUCUCACACAUUACACAGAGGAAUUUGAAAGCCAUGAAUAAUUUCUAACAUUUCCCUCCUUUUUCAGAUGUUUGAGCGUGAAACAAAGCGAGAGAAGAUCCUGGAGGCGCGGCACCGCGAGAUGCGCCUGAAGGAACGCAGUAAGGCUGAGCCAAGCAAGGAUGAGGAUACCAGAGAAGAGAAUCCAGAGGAAAAUACAGAUGAGCUGAUUGCCAAGGCGGAGAAAGAGUUCUUUGAGAUCAUCGAGGCAGAACGCAAACGCCUGGAGAAAGAGGAUAAUAAAGAGAAGGAAGAGGGAGAGGUGGUACUAACGGACUGUAUAUUAACUCUUUAUUGACUAGAGAACAUAACUAACUGCAUGCCCCACUGCUAGAGAUAUCAAUAUAUUAACUUUGCCGCAUUGCUGGAUAUAGUUAUUCCACCUCAACAAGACCUGGCAACGUUUUGACCUUAGUGAUCUCUCAGCAGAGUGAAAGGAGCACUAUAGUGUUAGGAAUAAAAAUGUGUAUUCCAUACGCUAUUCUGUCCUAGUCACCGUUCAGGUGAUCGCCCCUUUCCCUCGUAAGGUCUAAAUAAUAAACAGGUUAUCUACAUUUUCUCCUACUGCACGAUGCUCUCUCCAUAGGAAAGUAUUGUGAGACGAGUGCUCAUGGCGUCUCUGAGAUCAUCUGAUUGAAAUAGUCGAGUUAUACCCAGUUAUAUUGUCGGAAGCGCCUCUAGUGGUCGUCGGUGUGAUUAUAUCCCUGCAAUGCAAACUGCUAGUCCUGCAGAACGGUGAUGUUUUACUCUGCAGGGUUAAAACAAUGGCCCAUGGUACACAGACUCAAUUGAGAUGAAUUGGUCUGGGUGCCGAUAAUGUCCCUUAAAUUAAUAUUUUAUUUCUCCAUUUUUUCUUUGCAACGGUCUGUAUAUCCAGUUAGAGGUGCUAAGUGUGCGAUGUGUGCCAGAAAUACUGCCAAAUAGCCAGGAAUGUGAGUGGUUUUCUAUAAAAUGGCGUGCGUUCAUGAAUGAAAUGUUCAUAGGAUGAAUGAGAAAAAGCAUCAUUCACAUGAGUGCACCUCUAUUAAGGCUCAGUUUAAUAAUGGGGUGCAUCGUUACAGGACAGAGUACAUUGAGGGUACCCCAUCCUUCAUUCUAAGAGUGCUGGGGUACAUCACUGUACCCCCUGACCAUAAUGACCUUAGGAGAUGCUGAGGAGUCCAGUUCAUCACUCCUAGCUUGCCGAAGUCUUUAACCCCAGCCCUAAGCUUUUUUUUCCAGUCCAUCUAACCCUUAGCGGUGACAUUUUUAGUUCAAUUCCUGCAUUGAUCAAUUUUUCUGAGUUAUCAUCACUCUUAGCCAGUCUCAUCCAGAUGGGAUAGUGUAAAUUCAACAUUAUCAAUGUGCUUGAGAUGGGGGCAGUCACUUGACACCAGAAGGAGCCCCUAUUUGUGACAAACUGGCAAAUGGUUGUGGCUUGAUUGCUUAACGUGUCCCUUUUAAUGGGGGAUUUCUGAAAUAAUUUUUAACCCUUACAAUGCCAUCGUGCUAAUUUGGAUUUGUGUAUCUGUCUGAAACGUCGUAGUUUCUCAGUGCCCUGGGCUUCCACAAUGCUCACUCAUGCAUUCAUUGCCGGAUUUUGGUUGUGACUGCCACGAUAGUACAAAACUAAGUUCUGUCUUCUUGACUGAUUCUAUAACCAAUUGUAGAGGCCAAAAUGUGUGCUUACCACUUUUUUUUUCUUUAGUAAAUAUUUUGGCUAAAUAAUGGCUUUUGUCUUCAACAGGAGAAAGAAGUUUCAGAGGAGAAGAUAUAAUUUCAAAGGUAACACCAUAAUAUAUUCCUCCACAAUGAAGCGUGUGGUGCGUGAGAUAUGCUAGCGGCAGGAUAUGUGGAUAAUUUGUAAUAUUCUGGAAAGGAAGUCUCAGAAAUGUGAUCUGCAUCCAAGGACCGCUACCAGUGCACAAUUUGAUGAGACAGUUUAGUUAGUUAAUGCAUCAACUAGUAUAUGAUUUAACCUUCUGGAACUAGUAUAUGAUUUAACCAUCUGGAAACUAGUAUAUGAUUUUACCUUCUGGAAACUAGUAUAUGAUUUAACCUUCUGGAACUAACAUGUGAUUUAACCUUCUGCUUGAUGUUUAGGGAUGAAGGUUUGAUUCUUGGGACUAUCAGCCCGACUUUUCACUCUUCAGAGGUUAAAGGACCACUUUAGUCAUACAGACCACUUCAGCUCAAUGAAGUGGUCUGGGUGCCAGGUCCCCUAGGUUUUAACCCUGCAGCUUUAAACAUAGCAGUUUCAGAGAAACUGCUAUGUUUAUCUUGCAGGGUUAAUCCAGCCUCUAGUGGCUGUCUCCCUGAGAGCCGCUAAAAGGCGCUUCCCCGACGCUCAAUGCGAAAAUCGCAUUGAGCAUGCAGAACGUCCAUAGGAAAGCAUUGAGUAAUGCUUUCCUAUGGGCGGUUUGAAUAUGCGCGCGGCUCUGGCCGUGCAUGCGCAUUUGGCUCUUGCCGUGCACAUUCGGCUCCACUAGGGAGCUGACGUCGGAGGGGGAGGAGAGGUCACCAACGCUGAGGGAGCCCAUCACUGGAGAAAGGUAAGUGGCUGAAGGGGUUUCAACCCCUUCAGCCCAGCGGGAGGGGUCCCUGAGGGUGCGGGGAACCUAAGGAUUAUAUAGUUUUAGUUAUAGGUCCUUUAAUAAAAUAAAUAAUAUUUUCGGGCAGGCUUGGAUGAUCUUGAUAUUUUUUGUCUUUGGUUGCAGACAUUCAGCCCCAGAGACAAACUGUGUUUUUGCUGUUGAUGUUGUGGCCGUACUGUAGAUGUAUAAACACCACACAUACUCAAUAGAGGACAAUCUUAGAUUUAUCAUACUGAUAUUGGUAGAUAUAGAAUGUUCACACAAUCAUAGAAACAUAGAAACAUAGAAACAUAGAAUGUGACGGCAGAUAAGAACCAUUCGGCCCAUCUAGUCUGCCCAAUUUUCUAAAAACUUUCAUUAGUCCCUAGCCUUAUCUUAUAGUUAGGAUAGCCUUAUGCCUAUCCCACGCAUGCUUAAACUCCUUUACUGUGUUAACCUCUACCACUUCAGCUGGAAGGCUAUUCCAUGCAUCCACUACCCUCUCAGUAAAGCAAUACUUCCUGAUAUUAUUUUUAAACCUUUGUCCCUCUAAUUUAAGACUAUGUCCUCUUGUUGUGGUAGUUUUUCUUCUUUUAAAUAUAGUCUCCUCCUUUACUGUGUUCCCUUUAUAUAUUUAAAUGUUUCUAUCAUAUCCCCCCUGUCUCGUCUUUCCUCCAAGCUAUACAUGUUAAGAUCCUUUAACCUUUCCUGGUAAGUUUUAUCCCGCAAUCCAUGAACCAGUUUAGUAGCCCUUCUUUGAACCCUCUCUAAGGUAUCAAUAUCCUUCUGAUGAUAUGGUCUCCAGUACUGUGUACAAUACUCCAAGUGAGGUCUCACCAGUGUUCUGUACAAUGGCAUGAGCACUUCCUCUUUCUACUGCUAAUACCUCUCCCUAUACAACCAAGCAUUCUGCUAGCAUUUCCUGCUGCUCUAUUACAUUGUCUGCCUACCUUUAAGUCAUCAGAAAUAAUCACCCUAAAUCCCUUUCCUCAUAUGUUGAGGUUAGGACUCUAUCAAAUAUUCUGUACUCUGCCCUUGGGUUUUUACGCCCAAGAUGCAUUAUCUUGCACUUAUCCACAUUAAAUGUCAGUUGCCACAAUUCUGACCAUUUUUCUAGUUUACCUAAAUCAUUUGUCAUUUGGCUUAUCCCUCCUGGAACAUCAACCCUGUUACAUAUCUUAGUAUCAUCAGCAAAAGACAUACCUUACCAUCAAGACCUUCUGCAAUAUCACUAAUAAAAAUAUUAGAGAAUGGGUCCAAGUACAGAUCCCUGAGGUACCCCACUGGUGACAAGUCAAAGCUUCGAAUAUAUUCCAUUAACUACAACCCUCUGUUGCCUGUCACUCAGCCACUGCCUUACCCAUUCAACAAUAUUGGAAUCCAAACUUAAAGAUUGCAGUUUAUUGAUAAGCCUUCUAUGUGCAACAGUGUCAAAAGCCUUACUGAAAUCUAGGCAAGCAAUGUCUACUGCACCACCCUGAUCUAUAAUUUUAGUUACCCAAUCAAAAAAAUCAAUAAGUUAGCCCUCGUUAGCUGCAAAUAUCAGUAGGUUUGUUAGAAUAAAUCCGUUAUUUUCUGUGAAAGCUUUAAUAGGUUGAAUGAUCGCAUUACUUUUGUAAUGACAAAGGGCCUGUGCUAUUAAAUACAAAAAUACAAUGAGUCUUGAAUUUCCAUGUGCAACGUUCCCUAAAAAAAGUUACAUUUUCCAUUGCUGGUGUCCGGCUGACGGCAUGGGUGCCUUAGAGAGUACUUGCUUUCAAAGUGAUCAUUUCUUGCCAGUAUGAGGCUAUAUCUGCCAUUCCACUGGCAGUAAUAAGGUUUUCGACAGAUUUAGUUUUCACUCGGACUGACCGUAUAAUACACUGCAUCGGUGACAGACACAUUGGCUACAAAUUACUAGAAAUUCACCGGCCCAAAUUAGGCCAGCUGGGAACUGCCAACUUGAAGAACUUCUCCAGUUUGACUAGCUUGGCCUUAUAUUUGUAAUUCAGUGGUGGGUAUUGUGACAACUCACACGGUAAAUGUAUCUAUAGGUUUAGUAUGGCUGCUGGAAGCAGGAAACUAAAUCCUUUUAAUUAGACAAAAUCCUUGUCUUAUAAAUUGUUUCUUUUCUUCCAGGUACAAGAAACAGGCCGCAUAACAAGCUACGCAAUCAUUUAUUUUUUCUACAUUUGUAUAUUUGUAAAGUCAAAAUAGAAAGAAAUAUUUUAUUGCAAAAUAAUAAAAAAUUCAAUAUCG